Messenger RNA from Vigna unguiculata (cowpea), 856 nucleotides. RefSeq lists its product as uncharacterized. NCBI's taxonomy places the organism in Eukaryota, Viridiplantae, Streptophyta, Magnoliopsida, Fabales, Fabaceae. The record is from RefSeq and is a predicted model, not a curated record.
UUGUCUCUGGAGAGGAUUCAAAAUAUAUAUAUGUUUCUUAAAGUAGCCAAAGUUGAUAAACAAAUGAACACAAAGAUGAUGAGCUACUCAUGCGGCUGCCACACCCUUGUCAUGCUACUUUUCAUCUUCGUGCUUGCAUCUCUGGCCGCUGGAGAGGACAACCCUUUGUUAGAGUUAUUAUCAAACAGAGAUGAAGUGGUGCACAUUGCAGGCUAUGGAGAGGAGAAGCUAUCCACAGUCCUCAUCACAGGUUCAGUUACUUGUCAGGCACCACACCAACCUCAUGCAUGGCCACUGCAAGGAGCUUGGGUUGGUUUGAAGUGUGACAGCCAUGGGAGAAAGUGGAAGGGGAAAGGGUCAGUGGUAGCAAGAGGUGUAACUGAUGAAUUUGGAGAGUUCAUAGUUGAUCUCCCUUCUCACCUUCAUGCUAUUCCUAACUUGGAAAAGGUAUGUUCAGUAAAAAUCCAUCGGAUUCCAAAGCGAUCAUUUUGUCGAGCAGUUGGUGUGAAGAAACAGAAGGAACUCAGCCUCUCUUCCUUUGGCAAUGGCAUUCGCACUUACAAUGCUGGAAACAUAAGGAUCCAGCAUGCCACUUAAUUAACUUCCAAUCCACUGCACUCACACCACGCAAACAUGAAUCUUCAACCAUGCCUCAUUAGGAUGGCGCUUAAAGUCACCGUAUUGGGUUGCAUGCGUUGCUUUUAAAACUGUCUUUGUGCAUAAUUACAUUCUCUUUCACUUUUGUAAAAGACCAGUGUUUGGUGAUGUAGUUGAGAAGUUCAUAGGAAUUGUUCCUUCAUACUAUUUUUCAAACCAGUUGUGCCCACUUGCAAUAUCCACCACGGGGACCUUGAAA